AGGGCGGAGCCUUAUAAAUCAUCCUAAGCUGAGUGCAUUAAGUUUCCAAGUAAAAUCCCUUAAUUUUAUCGUACUUUUCCAGCAGAAAAUGUCUUGCUGCGGAGGAAAAUGUGGCUGUGGCUCUGGCUGCAAUUGCGGCAGUGGCUGCAAUGGAUGCGGCAUGUACCCAGACUUGGGUUUCUCUGAGACCUCCACAACUCAGACAGUCAUAGCUGGUGUUGCUCCGGUUAAAAUGUUCUGUGAGGGGUCCAAGAUGAGCUUCGGUGCUGAGAAUGACUGCAAAUGUGGGUCCAACGGCACCUGUGAUCUAUGCUCCUGCAAAUGAGGAAACGUAGCCGCAUGGCUCGAACCAGACAGUCAUAUGGCCUCUUAUAAAUAAAAAGGAGAAGUUAUUUCUGAUAUAGUGCUUGGUAUAAAUAAAAGUGCAGCUAGCCAUGGGUUGCUCGAAUCCUUUAUGUAGGAUCUCAUUUGAUGGCUACUGCUCUGUUCGUGUUUUGUGUUUCCCUCCUGCUUUGUUGGUUUCACUGCAAGGAGUUUUUAUUUAUGUCUUCAGUUCUUACUGCAGUGAAAUACUAAUAUCAGUUGAAUUAUGAAUUA
This is a messenger RNA of Populus euphratica (Euphrates poplar), 597 nucleotides long. RefSeq names its product metallothionein-like protein type 2. The coding region runs from base 89 to 325 and encodes 78 amino acids. The transcript is spliced from 3 exons. Gene Ontology annotation, molecular function: metal ion binding. Lineage: Eukaryota; Viridiplantae; Streptophyta; Magnoliopsida; Malpighiales; Salicaceae. The record is from RefSeq and is a predicted model, not a curated record.